Molecule: messenger RNA, 987 nt
Organism: Melospiza melodia melodia
Lineage: Eukaryota; Metazoa; Chordata; Aves; Passeriformes; Passerellidae
Product: serine/threonine-protein kinase pim-1-like
Exons: 6
Coding region: 1-987 (328 amino acids)
Biological process (GO): protein autophosphorylation; negative regulation of apoptotic process
Cellular component (GO): cytoplasm
Molecular function (GO): ATP binding; protein serine/threonine kinase activity
Source: RefSeq, a predicted model, not a curated record
AUGGGCAGUGUCUCUGUCCCUCUGGGAGCCUCUCAGGAACCCUCAGCCAGUCCCGAGUUGGCAGACACCGGGGGGAACCCCGACACGGCCGACAGCGGGGAGACACUCUCCCAAGCCCUGAGGUCGGGGGCCGUUGCUGGUCCCGGGCCGAGCGCUGACAGCCGCGUCCCGCCCGCAGGGACGGCGCAGGAGGCCCUGCAGGAGCGGUACCGGCUGGGAUCGCUGCUGGGACGCGGCGGCUUCGGCAGCGUCUUCGCAGCCACGCGGCUCUCGGACGGCGUCCCGGUGGCCAUCAAACGCGUGCCGAGGGAUCGCAUCCGGCACUGGGGCGAGCUGCCCGACGGCACCAGCGCACCCCUGGAGAUCGUGCUGCUGGCCAAGGUGUCCUGUGGCUGUGGCGGUGUCAUUCAGCUCCUGGAGUGGCUUGAGCUCCCCGACAGCUUCCUGCUGGUGCUGGAGCAUCCGGAGCGGUGCCAGGAGCUCUCGGGUUUCCUGGCGGAGCGGGGGUUCCUGCCGGAGGAGGAGGCGCGGGGGCUGUUCUGCCAGGUGCUGGAGGCCGUGCGGCACUGCACCAGCUGCGGGGUCCUGCACCGGGACAUUAAGCCCAAGAAUGUCCUGGUCGACCUGGCCAGCGGGCAGCUGAAACUGAUUGACUUUGGCUGUGGCGCCUUCCUCCAAGACACAGCCUACACCCAGUUUGCAGGAACCCUGUCCUAUAGCACACCAGAGUGGAUCCAGCACCAAUGCUACCACGGCGAGGCAGCCACGAUCUGGUCCCUGGGCCUCCUGCUGUGCCACCUGGUCAUGGGGAAGCACCCAUUCAGGAGGGGCCAGGAGAUCAUCCGGGGGCGAAUCUUGUUCCCACGAUGGCUCUCUCAAGAGUGCCAAGAUGUUAUUAAGAGGUGUUUGUCCAUGCAACCCUCGGACAGGCCAUCCUUAGAAGAGCUUUUCUGUCAUCCUUGGGUGAAGGGUGUUUCCCUGCCCUAG